GUCAAUCGCGAGGAUGUCGUCCUAUUGCUCAUUGAUCACAUCCCAUUCCCCUCUUGCAGCAGGAGAUCGUGACGAUCACAGCUUGUUUCCCCUCGCUUUGUCUGGGGAAUCGACGGAUGUCACGGUACAGAUCUGAGAGAGAGGGGGGGGGGACGGAGGCAUUGUCCAAUGUCCACACUGGAGGAAAGAAAAAAAAGAAAACAAAGCAAAAUCAAAGCAGCAAGUCAGAAGUCCGGCAAGGCCCGAAAAUCUGGAACCGAGGCUGCCCGUCACGCAGAGAAGCGGAAACGAAACCAUGGGUGGGUGUGGCACGCACCGGCUCCACCCUGGCAGAGUGCAUUGUUUUUCUGCUCCUGUCAGCUCGGUCUGGAAGAGGACCUGCGUCCAGCUUCCCGGUGGUAUUAACGAGUGUACAGUACUUGAUUUCUGCGUUUUGUGCGUACAUCUUUCUCUACAAUUGCUGUUGUUCGAAGUCACGCAGGGCAUACGCCUGCGGACUACUCGUAAGACGGUGCAGACCCGAGGGGGUGGGGUCAAAGUGAAGCUAGAAGGGAGGAAGGAAAGAAGGAAGGUCAAGUCGGAAGCCGAGCAACCGAAAGGAUUCACAGAGUUCAGGUAGAGAAUAAUAGUCCGGGUCAGGAGUCGAAGUUCUAUGCAGGUUAAGCUUUGUCACGGCUUGCAGGAACAGAAG
Molecule: messenger RNA, 691 nt
Organism: Aspergillus japonicus CBS 114.51
Lineage: Eukaryota; Fungi; Ascomycota; Eurotiomycetes; Eurotiales; Aspergillaceae
Exons: 1
Coding region: 117-542 (141 amino acids)
Source: RefSeq, a predicted model, not a curated record